This is a messenger RNA of Chelonus insularis, 1955 nucleotides long. Its product is annotated as KH domain-containing, RNA-binding, signal transduction-associated protein 3-like. Gene Ontology annotation, biological process: regulation of alternative mRNA splicing, via spliceosome. Bases 140 to 1861 code for a protein of 573 amino acids. Lineage: Eukaryota; Metazoa; Arthropoda; Insecta; Hymenoptera; Braconidae. Gene Ontology annotation, cellular component: nucleus. Gene Ontology annotation, molecular function: mRNA binding. The record is from RefSeq and is a predicted model, not a curated record. The transcript is spliced from 13 exons.
AGAACCGUCAGACCUCCUUCAUCAGCACAUGUCAUGCCACCACCGCCCGUAUCUCGGAGUUCAUCUACACGCUCAACUUCAAAUAAAUCAAAAGUUUUCUCGAUUUUAGAUCGAGCGAGGAUUGCCAUGAAUCGGGGUUAUGGAUAUGAAGAACCAUUACCAUCAUCAAGUCGUACUCAUCAUAGUUAUGAUUAUCAUGGAUCUUCAAGUAGUAGUAGCAGAUAUGCUGAUAGGCAUUACUCUCCAACAGCUUCUGAAGACGUUUAUACGUCGUCAGCAUACUCGUCUUAUGAAUAUGAUGAUGAUCCUACAUCUCGUUCUUCUGAUUAUUACGAAACAUCAGAUUAUCCGGAUGAAUGCAGAGGAACAAAACAGAAGGUUUAAAGAUACAGCAUUUAAUACAAUAAGCCCAUUGAUUUCAUUGCAAAAGGAAGAAACAGAUAUUUAUAAUCGUUUAUUACGUGAGGUUACAGAAAAUGUAAUCCAAACGUUACAAAAAGAUGAUCUCUUCAAAUAUCUUUAUAGGACUUUAAUGUAUGUCGGUAGUUUUUAUAAACAAACUCGUGUUGGGAAACCUGAGGAGUUUGAUAUAAAUAUAAUUAUAAAAUUACCUAACAUCGAUAAAGCUAUUAUUGAAAAAGGUCGCCCUGGAUUUGCGAGAAUCAAAUUUAGAAAGGAAGAUUUAUCAUCUCAAUGGACAGAUAAUAAAAUAUUAAAAAAUUGGCUUGAUGCUGAAAAUUAUUUAAAUAAUGAACAAGUACGACGUUGGUUUGAAAGUAUGUCACAAAAAAGUUUAAAUACAUUGGAAAAAAGUCCAACAAAUAAUGGAUAUUUAAUUCUUCCAUCAAAAUUAAACUUUCCUUUUGAAAUAAAAAUUAGAAAAAAUGGGCCAGCUUUUACAUUAUGUGUCAUAUAUGAAUCAAAAAAUUUUGAUGUAGACUUAGUACCAGUAUUGGAAUUUAAAAAUGAUCCUCCUUUGUCAUUAGCAAAUAAAUACAAAGAUUUACAGGUACCCUGGUAUCUUGUUCCAAAGCCUCUAACAAAUGUACCUCAACCACAUCGAAAUUGGCGAUAUUGUUUUUAUAGGCAUGAACAAAAACUUCUGAAAGAUUUUGGAAAAAUCAAAUCUGUGAUAAGAACAAUUAAAAAACUGAGAGACACUCAGGAGUGGCCAAUUUUAGAAAGUUAUUAUAUUGAAACGUUAUUUUAUCAGGCAUUGGGUUCAGCUUUGAAUAGUACUGAUGUUCAAAACUCAAGUCAAACAUAUUUAACAAUAUUUAUGUUAAAAAGACUACGAGACAGUCUUCAUCAAAGAAAAUUAAAUUACUUUUGGGAUCCUAGUUUAAACUUAUUUCAAGCUAUGAAUGAAUCACAAAUGGUUGGAAUUGCUAAUCGUAUAGAAAAAAUCAUCAAAGAUGUUGAGAAACAACCUGAGAGCUUGUACAAUUAUAUCUUUACUAAGGAAGAGUUACAAGCACACAAGAUAUCGAAUACCAUUUCUCAAGUUUCGACUCCAUCAACUCCUAAAACUUUUGAUGGUUCAUGUGGUUCUUACAUUCCAUUCUUGUUGAAGAGUAUAAAUAACUUAACGGUUCAAGAAAAACCGCAAACUGAUAAAACGAAAACACCUGCUCCAAAAUGCACGGCUACUGCGAAACCAAACGAACAAUCUGAAAUUAAAGCUUUACAAAACUUAGUAUUAACACUUAUAAACGAAGUUAAGGAUCUAAAAACGAAAGUUGUUUCAUUGGAAAAUAAAAUUGAUGCAAUGAAUCAACACAGAAGUUCUACAUAUGUACCUGAUGCUAAUGAGAGAGCACAAACUCCUGGUAAAUCACUAUUAAGUUUUUGGUAUUCUUAGAGUGAAAAUUAUGAGAUGCAAGAAAUUUUAACAAUCAUAACUUACUGUAACCAUUAUAAUCUACUUUUAUAUUAGACUUUUUUUUAUAUAUUGU